UUUGUAUCGACUGCGUACCAUCACUCUUUCCCUUGCUGUUUCAGCAAAACAAUUCUUGUAAUAUUUUUAAUUUUUAGAGAGAAACGAGACGAUCCCAGCAUGGAUUUUGGGGCGCUGCUGCACUUUGCCAAGAAAAAGGUUGACCAGACCAAGGAACAGCAGCAGCAGCAGGAUGGCAAGUUCUACAACACCAAAUACUCGCCGCCCAAGAAGGUGAGCAAGGAGAGCAAACAGCUGUCGAACAACAUCCAGAAGUUCCUCAAAAAGAAGGAGGCCGAGGAGGCGGAAAAGCGACGCGAAAAGAACCAAAAGGUGGCCGAACUGAUGGCCAAACGCGAUGAAAAAUCCAAAAAUAAGAUACGCAAAAUGCUCAAGGUAACCAAAUCGGCCAAUAAGUCGGUGCUGGAUGAUGCCAAGGAUGGCACUGGAGCAACGGACCAUGAGAUUGGCGAGGGUCAGGGCGAUGACUAUGGGUAUACGUCCAACGAGGCGAAUGCCUUGUAUGAGAAAUAUCUGGAGAAGGUGCAACAUGUGCAGGAUAAUAAGAGCUUUGCGCCCAGCCGACCGCAGUCGCUGCGCGACCUUUCCGGCACCAAGCAGCGCGUCAAGGCGGCCAUCGAUAGGGAGCGCCAGGAGGCUGAAUCCCAUACGCGUCAAAAGCGGGGCACAGGCACCAGUAGUAGUAGUAGCAGUAGCAGCAGCACCACCACCACCGCCUCCACCAAGUCUCAUGUUUCGCGUUCCUCCUCCUCGAAGACCCUGUACGAUCCCGAGGCGGAAAAGCGUGAAGAGGAGAACAAAAAACGCCUGGCUGAGCAGCAGAACCGAGCCAAGCUGAAGCGUGCUGCUCAGCCUCCGCCCAUGGACUUUCAGGCUUUGCUCCGUCUGGCCGAGCAAAAGCAGCACGAACCAGUGGUCUUUGCCCAGCCCGAGAAGAAGAAGGAGCCCGAGAGGCUGCUCUCGGCCAAGGAGAAGCGUGAAGCGGAGGAGCGACAGCGUUAUAGAGAGGAGCGGGCGCAGCGAGACAAGCUAAGGGAGAGCGGUGGCGAGAACAAGCCCAAGGCGACCGCCAGUCAAGGACCCAGCCGUAUGGAGCCCAAUGGACGCAUACCGAAGCUAUCGUCGCCCGCGAAGCCUCCACCACCAGCCUCCAGUAGUAAUGCCAAAGCCAAGCCGCCGAUUGAUACCUUCAAGCGGCCUGCCGUUACCGCCGCAACUCAACCUGUAAAGGCCUCCAGUUCCAGCCUCAGCUCCUCCCAAAGUAGUUCCCAUUCCUCUUCAAGCCAUCGUAAUCCUGCAGCAAGUACAAAGCUCUCCAUGAGUAGCAAUAAUAAUAAGACAGUGGCUACCGUGGCAACCAAGCCUGCUGAGAAGCCCAGCUCCAGAUCCAGUGGGAGCAGCUCCAAGGUAGCUCCGCCGCCGCCACCUCAGGCCUCACGCAAUCCCUAUGCCUUGGCCCAUAAAAACGGGACAGUACGCGCAUUUCCGCCCAUUGAUCGUCCAGCGGGCUCGGGGUCUUUGGCCAAAAAACAGAAACUAGCGCCAGCAGAUGUCAAAAACAAGACGAGCAAGCCACCGCCAAGUGGUUAUAAAAGACGCAUUUGUGACGACGAUGAGUCGGAGUACGAUUCCGAGCUGGACGACUUUAUUGACGACGGCGACUGCGAGGAGGAUAUAUCCUCGCAUAUCCGAAGUAUCUUUGGCUAUGAUAGGCGUCGUUAUAGGGAUCAAGAUGAUGAUGAUCGCGGCAUGGAGUCUAGUUUUGCACAAAUGCAGCGAGAGGAGUUUAUAAGCAAAAAGCUGGGCCUGCAAGAAGAUCUGGAGGACAUGCGCAAGGAGGCGAUGCAUAAAAAGCUUAAAAUGGCCAAAAAGCGAAGCAAACGUCUCGAUGAUGACGACGAUGAGGAUUGAGGUGAUCAACUCUUUUCACAAGUAAAUCUCAAACAAAGCUAAAAAAAAAAAACCUUAACCCAUUGCGACCUGUAUAUAGAGGUUAUCUCACCUGGUCGAGACGCUGAAUCAGCAGGAGCUGUGCCUUGUGCCUGUUGACAUUAUUUUCACCCCUGAAUGAUAUUCAUUACAUUGUGCAAUAAGUGUUAUUGAGGCCGCAUUCUGGUAUAAGAGCACACCUAGAGCACACGAUCCUAGAGCACGAUCUAAAAAAAACCUUAAAAAACCUUUAAAAACCUUUAAAAACCUUAAAAUACCUUAAUCCAUUGGGAAAUCAAUGAAACGCCAAACAAUUCCAAACUAAGGCGGGGCAAAUGACCCUUGGGUCUACGAACUCUCAAAAGAAUUCGAUUUGCGGACUUGAAGCGCGUGCAUUUGUGAUUUGCAUUUCCCCGGAAACCUGUUUAUGUCCCUAGGUUUAUUCAUAUCAUAUACAUGCAUAUAUAUAUAUAUAUAUAAUAAUACCUUGUAAUUCCUUAUACCAGAAUACCGGACAUCACUUAUUCCAAUACACACACACACACACAUAGCCUUUUUAGUUAGACCUAAAAAUUAAAAAUUUAUACAAUAAAUUCAAGGCCUUGCUAAAAAAGCA
Messenger RNA from Drosophila kikkawai, 2545 nucleotides. Its product is annotated as protein SPT2 homolog. Lineage: Eukaryota; Metazoa; Arthropoda; Insecta; Diptera; Drosophilidae. Gene Ontology annotation, molecular function: histone binding; DNA binding. Gene Ontology annotation, biological process: transcription by RNA polymerase I; nucleosome assembly. Gene Ontology annotation, cellular component: nucleolus. The record is from RefSeq and is a predicted model, not a curated record.